GUCGCCGCUGCUUGUCUGACCGGGGCCCGUUGCGGCCGUGCUGUAUAAGUGACCCCCCCGAAAAACAUUAUACUGUUAUGAUACAUAAGAGCACCAGAAGGGAUCUAGUCGGUGCUGAAAGGGGUAAAUAUUUAGGUUACGUUUGCACUCUUUAAAAAGUAAAUGAAUAAGUCGGCGCGAGAGAACAGCGGGCAAGCUAACGGCGGCGAUCAAACGUCAAAUUUCUGAACAGCAACAUCAAUCGCUGAAAGUCCAACACCAUGAAUUACGUGGGGCAGUUGGCAGGUCAGGUGCUUGUGACGAUGAGGGAGCUGUAUAAGGGCAUUAACCAAGCCACACUCUCUGGCUGCAUUGAUGUAGUGGUAGUCCGGCAGAAGGAUGGGACCUACCAGUGCUCCCCUUUCCACGUGCGAUUUGGCAAACUAGGUGUGCUACGCUCCAAAGAGAAAGUGAUUGACAUAGAGAUAAAUGGGGAGCCUAUGGAUCUUCACAUGAAGCUAGGAGAUAAUGGAGAAGCCUUCUUUGUGCAGGAAACGGAGGAGCAGAAUGAGAUUGUCCCAGCCCACCUGGCCACUUCACCCAUCCCCACUGAGAGUCACUUCUUCUGGAUUGGAGGUGAUCACAGGCCUAGUCCGAACCUGGAUGAUGAUCCACUGGAUCCUGAAGACCCUCCCGAGCCCCCUAUUUCCAGCACAGGGACAGGCAAGAAGAAGAAGAGACGGAGGAAGAAGCAUAAAGGGGACCCACGGCGAGAGGAACUGACCCCUCCAGUUGCUGUCAGCUCUACAGAUGACAUCUUUGAGAUGGAGCUGAGUUCAGAUGAGGAAGCUGCUUCGAACACCAGAUCAUCUUCGAUCAGUACAGUUCGAGACAUUGAACCCAAAUUACCAACAGUUCGUCAUUCUUUGGACAGCUACCCUUUCUCUGAUGGAGACUGGUCUCCCUCAGAUAGUCAUGCCAUAUCAGAGGCCUUCUCCCCCAAGAGUGACUCUGAACUGGUUGUUCGGCCCUCAGAGAGUUUGCUCAAAAUGGAGUCACACAUGCAGUGGACAUGGGGAGAGUUUCCGGAAUCUACAAGGGUUUCUAAGAAGGAGAAGAUGGAGCUGGCAAAGACCGUAACCAUAACGCCUUCAGAGAACACUCACUUUAGAGUCAUCCUGAGCUCAGAGGCUAUGGAAACAGAUGAAAGAGGGCCGGCCUUAGGAGCUACAAGCUGUACCAUAGUGAAGCCUGAACCCCGCACCCCCGUCACCCCCAAAACUCCCGCAGAGUCAGAGUUGGAGACAGUACUUUGUGGAGUAAUGACCUCCACUCCUUCAGACAGCCCUCCUGAUGCUCCUACUGCUUCCUCUGCUGCUCUAAUUGAAGACAUGGAGGAUGUUGGCCCCAAGACUGACUCGCCUUCAAAGAAGAAAGGCGUCCCAAAAAGGAGUCAGCACCAGGGUCCUGAAGACAUCUACUUGGAUGACCUGAAUGUGCUUGAGCCUGAUGUUGCUGCUCGCUAUUUUCCUAAAAGUGAUUCAGACCCCAGCUCCAAGCACUGGAUGGACACUGGGAUGCACUCAGGCUCUCAGUCCCCACAGUCUGUGGGCAGUGCUGCGGCUGACAGUGGCACUGAGUGCCUGUCUGACUCUGCCAGUGAUCUACCUGAUGUCACUCUUUCCCUGUGUGGAGGACUCGGAGAAAAUGGAGAGAUUUCCAAAGAAAAAUUUAUGGAGCAUAUCAUCACGUAUCAUGAAUUUGCAGAGAAUCCAGCAAUCAUAGACAAUCCAAAUUUGGUUGUGAAAAUAGGAAACAGGUAUUACAAUUGGACAUUGGCUGCCCCUUUAAUCUUAAGUUUGCAGGCAUUUCAGAAGAAUUUACCCAAGGCUACAGAGGAAGCUUGGGUGAAAGAGAGGAUGCCAAAGAAAUCAGGCCGCUGGUGGUUCUGGAGAAAGAGGGCGGACAGCACUAUAAAACCGUCAGAAAGCACUGGAAAGCUGGACAUAAAGCAAUCCCAAAUGGAGGAAGGCGGUUCCUCUUUGUCAAUGGAAAGCCAUGCCCGCAAUGUGGACACCAGGGAUACGUCCAGUGAUGAGGAGGGGAAGGAGUUGAGUGCUGCUGCAUCAUCAAUGGAGCGGAAGGUCCAGUCUGAGCCCCACAGCCACACCAUUACUCACUCUUACCGUAAAUCUCUUCGCCUGUCUUCUGACCAGAUUGCUAGUCUGAAAUUGAAGGAAGGACCCAAUGAUGUGACAUUCAGCAUUACAACACAGUACCAGGGCACAUGUCGCUGUGAAGGAACCAUCUACCUAUGGAACUGGGAUGACAAAGUCAUCAUCUCAGACAUUGAUGGAACUAUCACCAAAUCAGAUGUGUUUGGACAGAUUUUACCUCAGUUUGGGAAGGACUGGACACAUCAGGGCAUUGCUAAACUGUACCACUCUGUGGCUGAGAAUGGCUAUAAAUUCCUGUACUGCUCUGCCAGGGCAAUUGGCAUGGCAGACAUGACACGAGGGUAUCUGCAGUGGGUAAAUGACAGAGGCAGCAUCUUGCCACGUGGACCCCUCAUGCUCUCUCCUAGUAGCCUCUUCUCUGCAUUUCACAGGGAGGUGAUUGAGAAGAAGCCAGAAAUCUUCAAAAUUGAAUGCCUUACUGACAUCAAGAACCUAUUCCUCCCCAACAAACAUCCCUUUUAUGCUGCAUUUGGAAACCGAACUAAUGACGUCUUUGCCUAUAAGGAGGUUGGAGUGCCACUCUGCAGAAUCUUUACAGUCAACCCUAAAGGAGAGCUCAUACAGGAGCAAACCAAGGGCAACAAGUCCUCGUACAGCAGAUUGAGUGAGCUGGUUGAUCAUGUCUUUCCCUUGCUAAACAAAGAACAAAGUUCAGCUUUCAGCUUCCCCGAAUUCAGUACCUUCUGUUUCUGGCGUCAGCCCAUCCCUGAAAUCCGUCCCGAGGACCUGCUCUUAUAGACCUUCGCUGAAGACCCAUGUUCAUUUGCUCAUCCCUGCCAUCAAUACCACUUAGCUGAUAUAAAGUGAAAUAAAGGUGGUGCUCUAUCCCACCUGGGACAUAUGAACUGCUCCUACUAGAUUACUUGUUUCCUUCUGAACAAGCUUUAGAGAGAACAACAGAAUAGUUGAACUGCAACUUAGCAUGCCAGCACACAUGGAGGUGUAGGUAGAACUUUCACAAAAAAAAAGUGCUUUGUGCUGCCUGUGUGCUCUUUAACAAAAUCGAAUAUUUCUAAUUUGUAUCAUUUUCAGUGAUUUAGCUGCUAAGUGUUGAGCUGCUACAGCUCUGAAGGAAUUUAUUGCUGAUGGGUGUGUAAAAUAUUGGGCUAAUGUUUACAGUAUUUGAUGACUCCGAGAUGAUAAGUGUUUGGGUAUGUGUAAGGUAAUUAAUGAAGAUAUUAUUUACAACCACUCAUUUAUGUUUUUAAAGCUUUGAUUAUUUAUAUACAAAGGCAUUUGUUCGAAUUAACAAAUUAACGUGCACUGUCUCUAAGAUGUGUUUUAAGAUGUAAGGUAUGCCAGUUGUAAUAUGCAUUGCCAGAUGGUGGGAAAUGAACUCCAAAUCUCAUAGAUACUGGUAAGUAUGCACUGAAUAAGCCGUACAACUUGAGGGCACUGCUCAUCAUUUGCAGUUCAUCAGUUUAAAUGUACUAUGCAUCGUACAACUGACUAGAUUCCUAUGAGAAGUAAACUGAGGAAUCCAUCGUGAUUGGGGUUUCUCGAAUUGUUUCCCAGCUGGUGACAUUUUCGCUGUCUGGUUGCUGCAAAAUGCCUUACCGUUCGCACUUUCAACUGCAACCAAAAGAGUAGAAAAUAAUAGAUCGUCUUGCACUUAACUUGUGAUGGAAAUGCAAUAUAGUUUGAAGCUUUUCAGCAGUUUUUGUACACAACGUAAGCAUUUAAGUGCUUUUAGAUCCUUGAACUAAAGCUCAGCAAGUAAUCUGUGUUAUGAAGAAAGUUGUAUAUAUUUGCUUUCAUUAUGAAGGUACUGACAGUGUAUUAUAUCUUUUUAAUGUAGGUUGUGGCCUGUGUGAGAGUAGAAUUAUGAAAUGUUUUUUGGCAUUUUAAGGCCUUUUAGGUUUUUUCCUUUUUCUUCUUCUACCUACCAGGUCAGUGCAUGAUUUGUUUGAAUAUGAAUAAGAUGUUUUACGUAUUGACGCCUUCUGCUUAGGUAGACAGUCAAAGGGUUGUCCCCUACAUUUUCAUUUUUAGUAAACACUUUAGAGCAUCUGCAACUAAUAGUUAUUUUAUUAUUACAAAAUACUGAAGCUGAUGUGCAAGCGAAGGAAGAGCGUGAUCGUCAAUUUGUAAUAGUUUACUGAAGUAAUGUGCUCUCUUUUUCAGUAGCUGGUCAUUAAGGUCUUGGCCCUUUCAGUCACACAUUUGGACUUUGGCCAAGUUCCUUUUUAAAGGGAUAGAUCACCCCAAAAUUUCUUUUUUUUUUUUUUUUUGUAUUGUUUUUUCUAUUAUUAAUAAUCCUCAGCAGAAAGUCAGAUGUGUUUGGAACAACAUGAGGGUGAGUAAAAGAUGAUGGAAUAACAUUUUUAGGUGCGCUAUCCCUUUAAGAUCAUUUAAUGU
Messenger RNA from Xyrauchen texanus (razorback sucker), 4574 nucleotides. RefSeq names its product phosphatidate phosphatase LPIN2-like. Bases 261 to 2954 code for a protein of 897 amino acids. Gene Ontology annotation, molecular function: transcription coactivator activity; phosphatidate phosphatase activity. Gene Ontology annotation, cellular component: nucleus; endoplasmic reticulum membrane; cytosol. Lineage: Eukaryota; Metazoa; Chordata; Actinopteri; Cypriniformes; Catostomidae. Gene Ontology annotation, biological process: cellular response to insulin stimulus; triglyceride biosynthetic process; fatty acid catabolic process. The transcript has 20 exons. The record is from RefSeq and is a predicted model, not a curated record.